Molecule: messenger RNA, 1723 nt
Organism: Marchantia polymorpha subsp. ruderalis
Lineage: Eukaryota; Viridiplantae; Streptophyta; Marchantiopsida; Marchantiales; Marchantiaceae
Source: the annotation of a GenBank genome assembly
AUGAGAUUUAUGCCAUUGCUUGAUGGGAGAGACCGGUCAUGCAAUUUGGAGAGAGCGAUUGUGUUGAUCCCUAUACGUACAAAGAGGACCGAGGACCGAGUUGAUGUUAUAUUUAUCCAACUCGAGACAUUACUAAAAAUAUAUUUAUCUCCGCUAUUGGAUGCAAGAUACUUUGGAUCGGUCAGUCAUAUUCUGGAUCUGGAUAUUCUUGUUAUCACCCGUCCUAGGAAUUUGCAUUUGAGUUUAAGAAAAGUAAUUUAUAUAAUGUAUACGAGCCUAGAGUACGUUGAAGCGAAUGGUCGCGUUAGAUAUCGGAGAUUUCUAACGCGAACACUCGAGAUUUACGCGGGACUGACCGUAGCCAGCGUAGGUCUUCACCUCUUUACAGGUCGUUUCAUGAAACUCUUGAGUCCCAUGCGAAAAAAGACCAGUCGAUUAAGAAGUGUUCAAAUCUGUGGAUUUUCGAAUGGUCUUCUCUCUCGCCCAGAGUCUAGCCGUAUACUCGCACAGAGGUCGGAUUUUGGAAAGAAUUACAUAAUAUCUCUGUUUGCCAACUUGCAGGAAGCUUGGGAAGGAGAGGCGCGAGUGACACGGGAAAUAGUGUGGUGCGAUCACUGAAGAAUAUUUAUGACCAGUGCUUGCGUAGCCCAAUUACUAAGAAAUUUAGAGUUUUGGGAUCAGACUAUAUCCUUCACAGCCGACUUUCAUAGGAAGAUGGAUUUAUAUACAGUGCAUAGUUGCGAAAAUCAGCACAUACAGCUUAUGAGGAAUCUGCAUACUUCGAGAUACGACGAAACUCAUGAGAAUCUUCCAUCCACAGACUGAAAAUGCAUUCUAACCAAGAAGUGAGACGGAUAUUUGAUGGGAAAUGGGAGCUAGAUUUCCAAUCAGUCCCGAGCACAGUCACAGCCAGGAUCAAAGAACAACACUCGAAGACGUGGAAACCACCGAAGAAGCAGCCAUUCAAUCCGAUAAGACGAAGGAUGGAAGAGAUUGAGUCUCUGCGUGAGAAAGUUUUGAAGAUUCUAAAGAGAGCCCAGAGAAUUUUGAACAAUGAAAUUGACGUGCGAACUUAAAUAGGUGGACCACUACAGCAAGCAUCAACCGCACCGGUCAUUAAGGCCAAUAAUGUCACCAGUCUCGAUGUACAAAACCGGAUCUGAACAAGGAGAAGGAUAAGUCCGAACUACGACUGUAUUACCAUAACACCUAAUCUCGUCGCUGAAACGAGAGAGUGGAUAUUCUCGUGCGUACAAUUCAUAAGACUGUUGGUUUUACUGGAUCAGAUGGAGUAAUAUCUAACUUUGUUCUGGAUUCCUUUCAGUAAGGUCCAAGAAUCGGUAGCGUUGCUGCAAUCCGACCUCUAUGUACUGUAUGUGCAGCAGGAAACCUUUUUGUCAGUAUUUGUGACUUGGUGUCUUCUUCAGAAGGAAACAAAGUAGAGGAUGAAGGACGGUAAGAUGAUAUCCGCAUGAUUGCUCUUUCAUAGGUGUCCCUACCGUUUUUUCUUUAGGUUAGUAUGGACGUUAUCCAAGAUAAUUUAGACAAGAAACUAAAAAGAGUGAUAUCCUUAUCUCCUUCAUGGAAAGCUCUAGUGCAACAUGUCAAUUUUGAUAUUCAUAUAUCCAAAAGCAUUCUAAUGACAUUCUACUGUACACUCAUAUGGAGAAUCACCGCCCCAAACAAUGUGUUCUGUUAUACUGAUAAUAAAAAUAGUAGUUAC